UUUUGGGGUCCAAUGGAAAGCAAUUUCUUAUAUAACGCUUCCUUAGCCAGUUAGCCGCCGGAAAAACCCUAGCUUACAGAAUUCUCUCUCUGGUGGGAAUACCUGAAGUGGGUCACUGAGAAGGCUAAGUUUCAAUCAUGAGUAAGCUUCAGAGUGAUGCACUCAGGGAGGCUAUUUCUACUAUCGUGACCGAAUCAAAGGAAAAGAAGAGGAACUUUACUGAGACUAUUGAACUCCAGAUUGGACUGAAAAAUUAUGAUCCCCAAAAGGAUAAGCGUUUCAGUGGUUCUGUGAAGUUGCCACACAUUCCUAGGCCCAAGAUGAAGGUUUGCAUGCUUGGAGAUGCUCAGCAUGUUGAGGAGGCUGAGAAGAUAGGUCUGGACUAUAUGGAUGUUGAAUCUUUGAAGAAGCUCAACAAAAACAAGAAGCUAGUGAAGAAACUAGCAAAGAAAUACCAUGCUUUCUUAGCAUCAGAAGCCGUGAUCAAACAGAUCCCUCGUCUUUUGGGCCCUGGUCUCAACAAGGCAGGAAAAUUCCCCACCCUUGUUACUCAUCAAGAGUCCCUGGAGUCUAAAGUUAAUGAGACGAAAGCAAUGGUGAAGUUCCAAUUGAAAAAGGUUCUUUGCAUGGGAGUUGCAGUGGGAAAUCUUUCCAUGGAGGAGAAGCAGAUCUUCCAAAAUGUGCAAAUGAGCGUUAAUUUCCUUGUUUCACUGUUGAAGAAGAACUGGCAGAAUGUCAGGUGCUUGUACUUGAAGACUACCAUGGGGAAGCCACAACGCAUAUUUUGAGUGUUAUGUUAUUAAGUAUUCUAUCGUAAACCCAGCUGGGAAGGUUUUGUAGUGGAGCUUGGUUACUUGUAGAAAGUGUGCUUGUUUUAUUGUGAUACAAGGACAGGCGGGGGUAUUUUGUAGUUGGUUGGCUGUUCUACCUUUGUUGUUGGUCUUAAAUUAUGCUUCUUAUUAUUGAUGGCAUUUGUGAUA
This is a messenger RNA of Ziziphus jujuba (common jujube), 980 nucleotides long. Its product is annotated as large ribosomal subunit protein uL1. The transcript is spliced from 6 exons. The record is from RefSeq and is a predicted model, not a curated record. Lineage: Eukaryota; Viridiplantae; Streptophyta; Magnoliopsida; Rosales; Rhamnaceae. Gene Ontology annotation, molecular function: RNA binding; structural constituent of ribosome. Gene Ontology annotation, biological process: translation. Gene Ontology annotation, cellular component: large ribosomal subunit. The coding region runs from base 138 to 788 and encodes 216 amino acids.